Messenger RNA from Rattus norvegicus (Norway rat), 2578 nucleotides. RefSeq names its product disks large homolog 5-like. Lineage: Eukaryota; Metazoa; Chordata; Mammalia; Rodentia; Muridae. The record is from RefSeq and is a predicted model, not a curated record.
UCUGUUAUCCAUGACAUCAGCUGUCCCUUCUUGGACAUUCUAUUGUGUCCUAGAGAGUCCUUGGAAUCCCUGUGAUGUCACCAGUGUUGUAGUGACAACCAGUUCCCUAACUUUUCUCUCUUAGUGUCCAAAGGAUAUAUCCACAGGCAUGUUUGCCCGUCUUCGCAGGCGCUUUGGGAGAGUUGAUGUUGAUGGAGAAGAGUCUAGAGUGAAGCAAACAAAACCUAAAAGUAAUGAUGGACACAGGACAUGGUCAUGUGGAAUGUGGAAGGCCUGCAGACAGACGUCAUCCCCUGAAACUGUCCUAAACAAGGUGCAGCCCAACGAGGAAGAGGAGAGGCUGAAUAGAGAGCUCGAGCUAACUACCAAGGAGAGAAAUGAGCUGACAGAUCGCCUCCUUUAUGUGACAGGUGGAUCCGUGAACAAGAGCCCCUACUUCAGGCCAAAUCCAUUUUAUGAAAAAUUGAAGAUAAAGGAGAAAGAGGUCAUGUCAUUGCUGCACAACUUAGACACAAACAACAUUGAACAUCGUGAGAAAUUUCAGGAGCUCAACAAGGAGAUUAACUUCUAUCGCAACAUGCACAGCCAGCUCCUGAUGGACCAGGCAUGUAUGAAGAAGAAGGUGGUCACAUUGAAGCAGGAGUGCAAGGAGGUACAGCGAUAUUUGUUUGAGUUGAACCCGAAUGAUGAAGAAGAACGGGAGAAGACCAGCAACCUCCAGACCCAGCAAAAUUUGGUCUCAGAAACUGCAGGAGACAUGGAAUAGGACGGAUCCCAGGAAGACAGCCCCCUGAAGAAUGAGUUUCUUUCUCAGGAGUUCCCUGUGACGACAAUCCUCACAGUCAAAGACUUUUUUUGGGUGAAUAUUAUUCUUCUCAGUUAAUUUCCUCAAUGUUUAGAGACCCUAAGUUUAUGUAUCUGUAUGCCGGCCUGUCUGAUUGAGGUCUUUCUCCUUUCUCAUACCGACAACACCAUUUGAGAGACAACUGAGGGGACUGCCUUGACAUCUCGUGUUCUAGAGGAGAAACAGCACUACAACUUGUUUCUAAAUGCUCAUUAAAAAAAUGCUGUUAAGAAAUAGUUUUUGAUAUGAUUUUCAUUGAAGUUUUCUUUUUGUUGUUUUAUAGUUAUAUAUUCUUGUUACUGUUUUUCAUUUUUUUAACCAUUUUAAUUGUUCAUUUUAUCCCUGUUUUUUGUAAAUUGUACUCCUUAUGAAUAAAAUUUGAUUUGUAACUCUUGACUCUUAAGACCAUCUUCGUUAUUCAAGGGUCCUUUCCCCUCCUGGAGAUGUAGAACUUACAGCUAGAUAUGGAUCUUUGCGUGGUCCAGUGAAUUGAAAGCCACCAAGGUGUACACAGGGUGAUAAUGUCUUUUGUGUGGAUAUGUGACUUUUUUUAUGGACACACACUUUAUGAUGUAAUCACUGCCAUACUGUAUCCAUGCUGUAAUGUAUUCUGCUCAUCCUAGUCUAUAUCAGUCUACAACACACAUUCCUUAUUGACUGUGUGCCCAGAUAUUGAGUAACACACACUCAUGCCUGUAGAGCUGUAGAAAGAAUGACAACUUUCACGAAGGAAGAGAGAAGGAAUCCUAAUCGAGAACCAUGCGCCUCAGUUUUUCUUACAAUGCAGCAUCAGUAUUAAACCACAGAGAUAAUGACCGUCAAAGUCAUUUUGGGAAAUAGGUUUUUGUAGGAGCUGUUUUACUUGAUCAUUCAUAUGCUGUGUUUUUUAUUGUUGCUGAUUAUAUUUAUUGUUAUCAUUUAACUCAAUGGAUUUUUUUUUUUUUUUGGAAAUGUAUGUCUGGGCCACUCCUGAGUGCAUUUCCCUCAUGAUCCAGAAGAGGGAAUAACAUUCCCCAUUGUAGAUGAUUGUUAGGGACCAUGUUGUUCUUCUGAGAGAGCAGCAGAUGCUCUAACCUGGGAGUCAUCACCACAGCUCCUGUAGGUAGCUUUUGUCCUUCCAGGGCAUGUCCUGUACUAGGUGGACACGAUCACCUCCCAUUUAGGAGAGAGAUCUCAGGAGAUAUGUAUGUACAGGUGGUUGAGCAGUGCCUGCUCAAUGUGGUAGGCUGCUAGGCAUCCAUACUGGGUUCUGGUGCCUCCACUGCUCAUUAUGCAUUCAGGAUCAUCCUCCAGCAUCACUCAGUUUCAAUUCCAAACAGAUCUCUCACUUACUAUCAGUGAUGAUUAUAUAGAUUAUGCACAUCUGAUAAAAUACAGAAGAGACUAGACUCCUUCUACAGGCCAACUUGGCAUAAUGAAUUCUUUUGAUAGAAAGCAAGAUAAUUAUCUUAAUCUAUGCAGUUUAAUGCUAACAGCACCAUCCAAUACCUAGGAUACUUUCUACUGACAUGUGUGACAUGAGACAAAACAGUCCCUGUCAUCCCUCACCUGAAUAAACUUCCUUAGAGGACAGUGUAGUUGGAGGGUCCUUCUUUCCUCUCCAAGACAGAGAAACAUUUCCAGUCUUCGGACAAGUGUGUCAGCCAUUGUCCAGUUACUGUCUUGAGAUGUCCACAUUGUCAGCUGAGUGUCUUCAUCCAGCCUGCCCUGUAAUUGGCUGUUGGCACCUUUAUA